This is a messenger RNA of Zasmidium cellare ATCC 36951, 1095 nucleotides long. RefSeq lists its product as uncharacterized. The coding region runs from base 1 to 1095 and encodes 364 amino acids. Lineage: Eukaryota; Fungi; Ascomycota; Dothideomycetes; Mycosphaerellales; Mycosphaerellaceae. The transcript has a single exon. The record is from RefSeq and is a predicted model, not a curated record.
AUGAACUUGAGGUACGUUCCGUUCGUCGUCAUUAUUGCGAACUUCGCAGCAUGUACAUUCGUCCACGCUGUACCUCACGAAGGCACGAACCAUGACCGGAAGCCCGACAACAAUACUGCCCGACUACUCUACCAAUACCCCAUCGGCACCUGGAUUGAAAACAUCGCAAUCCGACCCAACGGCAACCUCCUCCUCACGAUCCUAAGCUCCUCAAGACUCGACCAACUCGACCCCUUCUCCAACGACCCUGUGCCAGAGACCGUCUACAACUUCCCAAACGCCACCAGCGUGACCGGCAUCGCCGAGAUCGACCACGACGUCUUCACAACCGCCGUAGGCAACUUCUCGCUCGCGGGCGGAGGCUCGACGGCGGGGAGCUGGAGUGUUUGGAAGACGGAUUUCUCCAAUGGUUAUGGUCGUGCCGUCGUCGAUAAGAUCGUGGAUCUACCGGACCUCACGUUCCCGAACGGGAUGUGCAACCUCCCAUCGACACGCAGGAAGCCUGAGGAUAUCCUCCUCGGCGACAUCGACACGGGCAGAAUCUGGCGUCUGGAUCCUCGCACGGGGAGCCACGACGCCGUCAUUAAGAAUUCCUUGACGGCGACGGCAGCGAAUCCCAUCUUUGGAAUUGUGGGCGUGAAUGGGAUUCACGUCCGUGACCACGAGCUGUAUUUCACGAACACAGGCCAAGCCCUCUUCGCGAAAAUGCCUAUCCAUGCGGAUGGAACGUCUGCGGGUUCACCGCGAGUUGUGUCGUAUUUCUCCAACUCGACGCAGUAUGCGGAUGAUUUCGCUCUGGGGCACAACGGGGAUGAUGCGUUCCUCGUGACGGGGUCGGGGAAUUCGAUUGAGAGGGUUGGGGUGGAUGGGGUGGACGAGGGGAAGGGGAGGAUUGUGGCGGGAAGUGUGAAUUCGACGAGGAUUGCUGAGCCGACGGCUUGUACCUUUGGGCGUACGGAGGGGGAUCGAGAGGUUUUGUAUGUGGUUACAGCGGGUGGGAUGGCGAGUCCGGUCAAUGGGAAUGAGGUUGUGGGUGGGCAGGUGUUGGCUGUUGAUGUUAGGGGCUGGAAAAGGGAGACGAAAGCGUCUAGAUGA